Messenger RNA from Callithrix jacchus (white-tufted-ear marmoset), 5046 nucleotides. RefSeq names its product BCLAF1 and THRAP3 family member 3 (gene BCLAF3). Gene Ontology annotation, molecular function: transcription coregulator activity; DNA binding. NCBI's taxonomy places the organism in Eukaryota, Metazoa, Chordata, Mammalia, Primates, Cebidae. The record is from RefSeq and is a predicted model, not a curated record. Gene Ontology annotation, cellular component: mediator complex. Gene Ontology annotation, biological process: positive regulation of transcription by RNA polymerase II.
GAGGCGGUUCCGGAAGGAAGUGGUUCCGGGUCCCACGGCCCGGCAGAGGCGGCUGGGUUGCCGCUGCUGUGGGAGGCGGCGGCAGAGUGAGGGGCGAGGCCCGAGGGGCUGGCGGCGGCGGCGGCGGCGGUGACGGCGGAGGGGACUUCCCGGCCGGUGUAAAAAGUGGAUAGUGGCUCACGUGUCAAAGGAUGGUGCGGUCACGAUCUAGAUCCCCCAGGUGGAAACACAGGUCUUUAUCACCAGUACCUAGAAAUGCUGAACACUACAAGCAAAGAUAUUCUCACGGGCAUUAUGGCUGUGAAUAUAGGAAGGAUCCAAAAAGACCCAUCGCUUGGAGAAUGGACAGUGAGAAACAUGGACAGAGUAAACCAAGGAUUCCCUCUCGUGGAAAUAUAUAUUACCAGUCUUAUGAACAUAGAUCACCUUCCCCUAACAUAAGAAACUCUUUAGAAAAUGUUUAUAUGUAUAAGCCUCACCGAGGAUAUUCACCUGGAAGAGGAGACAGUAACAGGAGAUCUCAGUAUAUGCCCAAAUACUCAGAGGGUAUACCCUACAAAGAGCAUGAGAGGAAUUCUUAUCCCCAGAAAGUGCAAGGAGGGUAUAGUCCUGAUGACCACAGAAUUAGAGGAAGUGGAAAAGGAGGGAAACCACCUCAGAGGUCAAUAGCAGAUUCUUUUAGAUUUGAAGGAAAGUGGCAUGAAGAUGAGUUGAGGCACCAGAGGAUACAAGAAGAAAAGUACUCCCAGUCAACUAGAAGAGGCUCUGAAGACUUUGAGACGAGGAGCUCGUUUCAGAAGAGGUAUCCUGAGGAUCGUGAUUUCAGAAAAUAUGGACACACAUCAAAAAGACCUAAAGACGUGGAGAGGUAUGAAAGCAGAGAGCCUGCCAGGACCCCAAAGUGGAAGCCCGAGCAUUCCCUCCCACCUUACCAAGAGGAGACAGACCAGUGGAACCUUGCACCCCAAAUUUACCGACAUGCUGAGAGGGAACACCCAGAGACCAGUUCAGCAACCAAAGUAUCCUAUGACUAUCGUCACAAACGUCCUAAGCUCUCAGAUGGGGACCAGGACUUUUCUGAUGGGAGAACUCAGAAGUACUGUAAGGAAGAAGAUAGAAAAUACAGUUUUCAAAAAGGCCCUAUAAAUAGAGAGUUAGAUUGUUUUAAUACGGGAAGAGGGAGAGAGACUCAAGACGGACAAGGCAAAGAACCUUUUAAACCAUGUAAGAAAGACAGCAUUGCCUGUACUUAUUCAAGUAAAAAUGAUGUUGAUUUGAGGUCUAAUAAUGACAAACGGAAGGAAAAAAUAAAGAAAGAAGGGGAUUGCAGAAAAGAGAGUAAUUGUUCCAGUAACCAACUUGAUAAAAGUCAAAAACUUUCUGAUGUGAAACCCUCGCCUAUCAAUCCUAGGAAGAAAUCACUUACAGUUAAAGUAGGUGUGAAGAAAACAGUAGAUACAUCCAGGGUUGCUUCUAGCUAUUCCACAGAGAGACAGAUGUCACAUGAUUUGGUUGCUGUUGGCAGGAAAAGUGAGAACUUUCAUCCAGUGUUUGAACAUCUUGACUCAACUCAGAAUACUGAAAACAAACCUACAGGAGAAUUUGCUCAGGAAAUCAUAACAAUAAUCCAUCAAGUUAAAGCAAAUUAUUUUCCAUCACCUGGCAUUACUUUACAUGAGCGUUUCUCAACAAUGCAAGAUAUACGCAAGGCAGAUAUAAAUGAAAUUACAUUGAAUUCAGAUCCAGAAAUUCACAGGAGGAUAGAUAUGUCUUUGGCUGAGCUUCAGAGUAAACAAGCUGUGAUAUAUGAAUCGGAACAGACUCUGGUCAAAAUAAUAGAUCCAAAUGACCUACGACAUGACAUUGAAAGAAGGCGAAAAGAACGGUUACAGAAUGAAGAUGAGCACAUUUUUCACAUAGCUAGUGCUGCAGAGAGGGAUGAUCAGAAUUCCAGUUUUUCAAAGGUAAAAAAUAUUCAUACUGAUGGAUUCCAAACACCCACACAUUUUAUAAAAUCAAAUUUUAGAAAAUUUAUUGAAAAACCUUACAUGAAUUAUCCUACGCAGAGAAAAGACAUAAUUACUCACAAACCAUUUGAGGUUGAGGGAAACCACCGAAACACAAGAGUAAGACCUUUUAAGAGCAACUUUAGAGGUGGCAGAUGCCAGCCCAAUUAUAAAUCAGGCCUGGUACAGAAGAGCUUGUACAUUCAGGCUAAGUAUCAGCGUUUACGGUUCACUGGCCCAAGGGGAUUUAUCACUCAUAAAUUCAGAGAAAGAUUAAUGAGGAAAAAAAAGGUAUAUACAGAUGUUGCCACAGAAAUCUAAUCUGAAAUCGUACAAAUGGAAAUGACACUACAGGAGGAUGUUUGGGAGCAUCUCUCUCUUUUUGUCAGGAGUUAGAAGUGACGCUAAGGCACUAAUACUGUAACUUCUUGAUAAAGUAACUUUAUUUUUUAGUAGUGGAAUGCUGCAACUUUUUUACACCUAACUAUUGCUUUUAAAUUACAGUAUUCAAUUUAAAAGUUGUAUUAACUACAGUUUGUUUUGCAAAAAGUCUCAAAAGAAUCACUUGAAGGGCAUUAUUUGUUGACGCAUUUUUCUCUGAGCAUGGUUUCAUAGAGAGAACUUCACCAAGUUAUAUUCAGACGUUUAUAUGUUGAAAGUUUUGCUUACGUAAUAAAAACAAGUAUCUGAAUUGUACAGUGUCUGAACAUGAAAGAACUUUAAACAGUGGCCUUAUGGUAGAAAAUUUUAUACUGGAUUUUUCUUUUUCUGAUGACAUUUUGGCUUAUAACUUGAAGUUUUCUUAAGUUUCUGAAGAUCAAGGCCUAUAUAAUUCAUACAUUUCAUAUUAUGAGAAGGCGAGAGAAAAGGUGCUUCAAAUAUUCCAUCAGGUAGUUGUGAGUGCACUGAAUUUUUAGUAAUAUGUUCAUUCAGUUUUUUCCACAACUAUUUGCUCUUUUCCAAUUUCAAAAUGCUAUUGUGGAAAAUAUGUAAAGAUUUUAUAAUCUAUAGUCCAUCUUAUUUUUCCCUCAGGGCAAGCUUGUGCAUAUCAUAUUUUUAAAGGCUUUUUAAAAUCUGACAGAUAAAAUCUCAUAUUUGAAAAUUGUACUUUACUACUACAGCAUUACACAUUUUGCAAGCACAUCUUAUAGAGUGUUUACUUUUAGUUUAGUUGAUAUGUAUUACGUACCUACUACAUGUAAGAGCAGUUUGAUGGGAUUUUAAAUGAAAUUUUUAGGUCCCAAUACCUUAUUUCUUUGUUUUCUGUAUUCUGCUUAACAGUACAUAUACAUUCCCAAUUAAAUUUUUGUGAAAUGUUUAUUUGUAAUAAAAUAAAAUGUUGUUGCUCUUUCUGCUUAAAGAAGUUACUUGCCAGUUUGUGAGAGCAUUAUUUUAAUUUUGCCUUGGAUAGCACCUGCUGAUGUUUAAAACACUAUUCUGUGCUUACAAAGAUAGAGCUUUCAAAAUUAAAAUAUGAAGGUUGAUAAGAACUUGGUUUUUCAUGACUGGAUGAUGAAAAAUCUUAAUACAUUCAGUUUUCUUUUCCAUAUCUUUAAAAGAGGGGCAGCCUUUUCCUUAAGCGAGUUCAUGAUAAAGGGGGCAAGUGCACUUGAUUCAUUGCUAAGCAGGCAAUAAAUUUAGGGAAAUGGUUUGUCUUGUACUGUGUACACUCUCUAUAGGUCAGGUUUUCCAAACAUAUUGAGCAUUCCACUUAUGGUAAGAAAGAAAUGCAUGCACACAGGUAGUAUGGCAACUUUAUAUUGUGUUAGGUACUUAUAAAAUCUGUCUUAAAUUUUAAAAUAACUGACUUCAUUUACUCCCAUGUUCUAGGGGACAGUUAUGAGCCUUGAAUAUUUAAUCAUUUGAUUGACAACUAUGUACUGUACAGAUACUGUACUAAAAUUACAGCAAUGAACCACAAGAUAAGACACAUGGACCCUGCCUUUAUGGUAUGAAGAGCCUAAUAGGGAAAAUGGACAUUAAAUAGAAAUGUAACUGGGUAAAUGGCCUUUAUUGUUGGAUUUUUAUUUAUUGUAACACAUAAAGGUAAGAUGGCUGACUUACUAUUAUUCAUUCCACAACUGAUUCCCUAUUUGGAUAUUCUUUUGGCACUGUCUCAAAAUGCAAAGCAUGUUAUCUGCAAAAUACCUAUGCAGAAAACAUUGUGUGUGUAAGAUCUAACAUCUAAAAAGAAAAACUUACUUGAUAAUUUAGAGUAUAAAAUAAGGACAGAGACCAUGUCUGUCUUGUCCACCAUGGUAUCCCCAGCGCCCAGCUUCCUAUUUGACAUGUGGUAAGAGUUCAUUAAAUAUUAGUUGAAUAAUGAAUGAAUGAGUAGGGAAGAAUAGAAUAUGUUUAUUAGGAACUACAUAUGUAAUUUUCAUAUGGAGAUUGAGCAAAAGGUUAUCCAUAGCAUUUUUUUAUUAACUGGAAAGAAUUUGAGUUCUUGAAUGCAUAAGACUUGAGAAGUGUUGUUUUUUUUUUAUGAGUCCCAUACCAUUGCCCCCUUCCUCCCCUGCAUGCUAGGCCCUUCGCUGAUACUGGGAAGACAAAGAUAAUAAGACAGUCCCUGCUGUAAGGAAGCUCAUGCACUAUUGAAGAAGAGAUUCACAAAAAAAAGAAUCACAAUGUAGAGUAAGUACUUUAGUGGACAUAUAUACAGAAGGUUGAGAGAAAAGUUGCCAUCUCUGGUUAAGCAUCCCCUCAUCUUGUUUCUUUCCUAUUGGUUUCACCAACCUCAGAAGGCACUGUUCUUUUGGUGGUUUUAAAAUUGAUGCAUUGGGGGAAACUGGGUAAAUUGUACACAGAUCUCUGUAUUAUUUCUCUCAUAGCUGCAUAUGAAUCUAGAGUUAUUUCAAUAUAAAUUUCAAUUUGAAGAAUUGCCCAUAGUCUUAUCACAGAGAAAACUAUUAUAAAUAUUUUGGAUGAUAUAUUUUCAUUUUUUUUCUAUGGGAAAAAACCUCACUGCAUUUACAUAUAACAAUUUAUGUAGAUGUAUACUAUUUACCACAUUUUACCUAAUAAAUACUACAUUUUUGAA